AUGCAACCCAGCCGCGCUCCGGCGGCUCUCGGCGUCACGGCGGAGAGCAGCAUUCCAGCCGGGCUGCGCCUGGGUCCCGUGUCCGGCACCUUCAAACUGGGCAAGUACCUGUCCGAUCGCAGGGAGCCGGGACCCAAGAAAAAGGUGCGGAUGGUGAGAGGGGAACUGGUGGACGAAGCCGGAGGCUCCGCUGUGGAGUGGAUAGGGUUAAUCCGGGCUGCCAGACACUCCCAAGAACAGACCUUGGAAGCUCUUGCAGAUCUACCGGGCGGACAGAUUUUCUACCGGGCUCUGAGAGAUGUCCAGCCGGGAGAGGAGCUGACCGUGUGGUAUUCCAACUCCUUGGCCCAGUGGUUUGACAUCCCGACCACGGCGACGCCGACGCACGACGAAAAAGGUGAGGAGCGCUACAUAUGCUGGUAUUGCUGGCGAACCUUCAAGUACCCCAACAGCCUCAAGGCCCACGUGCACUUCCACUGCGUGUUGAACAACGGCCGAGGCUUCCUGGGUCCGCCGGAGCACGCCAGGCCGGCGGAACUGUUCAGCCUGGCCCUGAAGCCCGCAGCCGCGCCGGCGCCCUUGCGGCCCACCUGCCCUGGCGGGGCCCGGGAGAGCAUCAAGCGGGAAUCCUUGGGCUCGCCGCCGUUGGCCAAAGCGGGCGGAGGCGGGCGCAAGGCGGCCAAAGAGGAGCAGGAGCGAGCCUUAGACAUGAGCAUCAGCGCGGCGCGGGGCCCGGGGCAGUUCUUGGGCCUGCUGGGCAGCGCCUCCGGCGGGAGCAACGGCUUGUCUUUGUACCCCGGGGUGAGGUCGGCCUUCAAGCCCGCCGGCUUAGCGAAAGCCAGCCAAGCUGACUCGGCUGCUUUCCGGGAAGAGGGCAAAGGCAGCGGCUUCAGCAAGCUUUUGGGAAACCUCAAGACCAGCCGUUCCGGCAGCGAAGGGGCGCUGGGCGUGGGCGGCGGCCCCCAUAGCCACAGCUCCCCGCAGCAGCAGCAGCAGCACCACCACCACGCCGCUCCGCCUCACCACCCGCACCACCACGCCAAAUGCCACGUGGCUUCCGCACCGCCUCCUUCAGCCGCGGCGGCGGCGGCGGCAGCAGCGGCGGCGGCGGGCCUGGCUUACUCUGGGGGCGUGAGAGGCUUCCCGCUCCUUUCGCACUUCGAGGAGACCUCCGCCUUCAAGCACGUGGAGCGGGGCCUCCACGCCAGCCUCUCGCCUCCCGCCGGCCGCUAUCCUCCGCUCGCCAGCGGGGCUGCCGGACUCCACCUGGAGCGCUUCGCCGCCCUGCCGCCCUUCGAAGGGCUCAAGCCCUACUCCGCCUCCUCAGGGGAAUGUAACCUGCCGCCUUUCAUGCCUUUCACCGUCUACAAUGGCGAGCUGCUCUACAGCGCCCCCUACUACCCGCUCAAGCUCCACUUCGGCAACCUCCUCAAGUACCCGGAGUCGGUGUCGUACUUCAAUGGGGCCGCCGCCGCAGCAGCUGCUGCCGCGGCGGCGGCGGCGGCGGCGGCAGGGCUCAACCCGGCCGAGCUGGGCUCCUUGGCCAGCAUCGACCGCGAGAUCGCCAUGCACACGCAGCAGCUGUCGGAGAUCGCGGCGGCCGAGAAGAGCCGCAGCCGCCUGGAGAGCUUGCAGCCGGCGCCACCGGGCCCGGCCAGCGGCAAGCCCAAGACCGGCCACCUGUGCCUCUACUGCGGCAAGCUGUACUCGCGCAAGUACGGCCUGAAGAUCCACAUGCGGACUCACACCGGCUACAAGCCGCUCAAGUGCAAGGUCUGCCUGCGGCCCUUCGGCGACCCCAGCAACCUCAACAAGCACAUCCGCCUCCACGCCGAGGGCAACACCCCGUACCGCUGCGAGUUCUGCGGCAAAGUGCUGGUCAGGCGCAGGGACCUGGAGAGGCACGUCAAGUCCCGGCACCCGGGCCAGAGCUUGCCCAAAGGCGGCGGCGGCGGCGGCGGCAGCGGCGCGGAGGACAGGAGCAGUGCCGUGGCCGCUGCCGACCCAAAGACGGACAACGAGAGCGACGUCGACGUCUGCUUCACGGACGAUCAAAGCGACCAGGACACGGGCAGCAGCAGCGGCGGCGGCGGCAGAGCCGAAGAGCAGCAAUAA
Messenger RNA from Elgaria multicarinata webbii, 2115 nucleotides. It is a transcript of the gene PRDM13, whose product is annotated as PR/SET domain 13. The transcript has 5 exons. NCBI's taxonomy places the organism in Eukaryota, Metazoa, Chordata, Lepidosauria, Squamata, Anguidae. Bases 1 to 2115 code for a protein of 704 amino acids. Gene Ontology annotation, cellular component: nucleus. The record is from RefSeq and is a predicted model, not a curated record. Gene Ontology annotation, biological process: regulation of gene expression. Gene Ontology annotation, molecular function: protein binding.